Messenger RNA from Saccostrea cuccullata (small rock oyster), 1079 nucleotides. RefSeq lists its product as uncharacterized. The record is from RefSeq and is a predicted model, not a curated record. Lineage: Eukaryota; Metazoa; Mollusca; Bivalvia; Ostreida; Ostreidae. The transcript has a single exon. Gene Ontology annotation, cellular component: extracellular region. The coding region runs from base 66 to 878 and encodes 270 amino acids.
UUAUUUUGAUGCAAUUUUCUUUUUAUUUUGAAGGCUGAUUUGAUUAUACGUAAACAAGUCCAGUGAUGCAAGCUCAAGUUUUGUCUGCCACCGUGAAUCGAGUUGAAAUAGUAAGAACAAUAAAUUACGGACAGAGGUAUAUAAUCGAUCUAAAAUGUGCAUAUAAAGGACAGGUGUGCGUUUCUGUUUUAAACAUGAAAAGCUCUGAUUCUUCUUUUGAGUUAAGAAAAGGUCCUAUUUAUUUUUUCUCUACUUAUGGGUCCUGUUUGUGUUUUCACGUUUAUGGCAAUGUCGUAUUUUGGAAUGCAACUAAAAGAUCAUUGGGGACUAAUUAUUCUCAAUGGCAUACGCUAGAUGAACUAUCCACUGGAUACACACCAAAAGGAAUGGCAGCUUGUAAAUCAGGAGCCGUUUUGGUCUGUCUCUGGAACCAGCAGGUACAUAACCGUUCUCUGGGUAAAGUUCUCAAGUUAUCACAAAAUGGUAGAAAACAGUUCGAAAUAAGCACAGACAAAAAUCGACCCAUUUUUAUUUGUCCCACCUACAUAGCAGAAAACGGAAAUGGAGACAUCUGUGUUUCUGACGUGAACGCCGUGAUCGUCACGGACGCCGGUGGCUUUCUGAGAUUCCGGUACACAGGAGCACAAAGUGAUCCCCAGUUUGAUCCAUACGGCAUCUGUUGUGAUUCCAAGAAUAACAUAAUUGUAGCUGACAUGGUGAAGAAUAGAAUUCACGUGAUUAAUCAGAAUGGCGAGCUUCUUCACUACAUUCAGUAUAAAGACAUGCACAAGCCUCGUGCUCUCUGUAUAGACGAGGAUGACAAUAUGUAUGUGGGGGAAUGGUUGUCUGAGGAAAUCAAAGUCCUCUCACUUCAGUAGCAAAAGAAAUAUUUAAAAAUCUUAUUAUAAGGUGACAUUGGUUAGGAUAAAUGUAUAUACAUGUAUCAUUUGUAUAAUUAUGAUUGGAUAUACAUUGUGAAUCAUUUAAACGAAUGUGCAUUUUACUGAUUAUAACUUGUAAACUAAACAUCUUUUGUAUCUAUUCAUCUCCAUUACUAUACAUUAAAUAAAAAUAUUGGA